AUGCAGGAGCUUCCCACCUGCGCCUGGCGGUGAGUUGUUUCCACAAUUCGUAUAGAUAUACAAUUAAAUGGACCCCCAAACAUUACCUCAAACAUUGGUAAACAUAUUGUUGGGGGAAAGUAAACUGUGGUUGCUCUCACAUUUCAAAAUACUGUGUGGGUAGUUCUAAAUGGGAAAAUGACGCAUACAUCUGCCUACUUAAUUUCUUAGCCCCUUACCACUGUGUGAGCCAUGUUGACCUACAUACAGUGAUUUUGAGAAGUGUAGAGUAGCAUUUUACCACAGAGAGACUCUCUGCUACAUGCAACCUUACAGUAUGUAGGUCAGUGGAAGAAGCCUCUCUGACAUCUCAAUGUCAUUCAUUAACUCACUUGACUCUGAAGGUUCUAAGUAAUAUCACUACCAUCCAGCAUAACACCCUCUUUUAUUCUGCAUUACACCAGACAAUGCACCAUUGAGUCAUAGAAAGACACUAAAGUUAGAUCUUGCAGUGACAUAAUAUUAUUGCUAGAUAUAGACAGAACUUUAAGAGAGGGAGGAGGGGAAGAGCGAGAUAAAGGGGGAGAGAGAUGUGGUAUUGAUGAAUUGCAGCUAGUUAUACAGUAUACAGUACACAAGCAAUUGUCAUGUCAGCAAGUUUACUGAGAGUUGCUGACUUUGUUUGAAUAAAAUUGAUUUAAUAAUCUAUUGAACAGUGUCUGUAGUGCAGUUGGAUUCCUUCCUUGUUCUCACUGCCCCUCUCAUCUAUUAAAUUAUAUUUCAGAUAAUGACCAUAUGAAAAACACUUAAUAGCAUGAGGAUAAUAUGUUGUCCCCAUUCUACCCAGGCCUCUUCCCAAAAAUGUACAAACUGUACUCGCCACAGUACAAUAAUAAUAAUAAUAAUACAUGGAAUUUAAUGCGCCUUUUGAAAAACCCACAGACACUGUACAGCAAAGAGUAUAGAACAAAAACAAGAAUAAGACAAUAAAAUGAAUACAAGCUACUUAGACAUCCUUUUUCCAGAUCAAACCGGUUCAGCAAGCUUUGAGAUUUGGUUUGGUCAAAAACACAUUUAUUAAUCUGGUGUGUUCCAUAAUGCUCUGAUGCUAUGCACACACACUGGACUCUACCCACACACUCACACAUAUUUACACUGACACCCCAACACACACACACACACACACACACACACACACACACACACACACACACACACACACACUACAUACGCCCACACACAACACACACACACAUGCAUACUGCCUCCACAAACACACUCAUUCACACUUUCACACUCACCACAUAUGCUGCUGCUACUGUCUAUUAUCUAUCUGUUAACUAGUCACUUUACCCCUACCUAUACACUGAGUGUAUAAAACAUCAAAUAACACCUGCUCUUACCAUAACAUAGACUGACCAGGUGAAUCCAGGUGAAAGUUAUGAUCCCUUGUUGAUGUCACUUGUUAAAUCCACUUCAAUCAGUGUAGAUGAAGGGGAGAAGACAGGUUAAAGAAGGAUGUUUAUGCCUUGAGACAACUGAGACAUGGAUUGUGUAUGUGUGCCAUUCAGAGGGUGAAUGGGCAAGAACAAAUAUUUAAGUGCCUUUGAACAGGCUAUGGCAGUAAGUGCCAGGUGCACUGGUUUGAGUGUGUCAAGAACUGCAACGCUGCUGGGUUUUUCACACUCAACAGUUUCCCAUGCGUAUCAAGAAUGGUCCAACAUGCUAUUGUGUGUGUUUUUUCGCGUUAUUUGUAACUUAUUUUGUACAUAAUGUUUCUGCCACCGUAUCUUAUGACCGAAAAGAGCUUCUGGAUAUCAGGACAGUGAUUACUCACCUCGUACUGGACAAAGAUUUUUUCUUUAACGAGUCGGGCGCGAAGCAUUUACUUCAGACACCCGACAAGGCCCAAAUCCCUGUCAUUCGCAAGAGAAAGAGACUGAGAUAUCGGGGACGUAGGUUGGGGUGCCUUGUAAGGAUCCGGCGGCGAGUGGAUAUUCUGCCUCUACCAUCAGUCCUAUUAGCCAACGUACAAUCAUUGGAUAACAAAAUAGACGCGCUACGAUCACGAAUAUCCUACCAACGGGACAUUAAAAACUGUAAUAUCUUAUGUUUCACCGAGUCGUGGCUGAAUGACGACAUGAAUAACAUACAGCUGGCGGGGUUUACGCUGCAUCGGCAAGAUAGAACAGCUGCCUCCUGUAAGACAAGGGGUUGUGGUCUGUGUAUAUUUGUAAACAACAGCUGGUGCACAAAAUCUAAUAUUAAGGAAGUCUCAAGGUUUUACUCUCCUGAGGUAGAGUAUCUCAUGAUAAGCUGUAGACCACACUAUUUACCAAGAUAGUUUUUUUUCAUAGCUGUCUAUUUACCACCACAAACCGAUGCUAACACUAAGACCGCACUCAAUGAGCUGUAUAAGGCCAUAAGCAAACAGGAAAACGCUCAUCCAGAGGCGGCGCUCCUAGUGACCGGGGACUUUAAUGCAGGGAAACUCAAAUCAGUUUUACCUAAUUUCUACCAGCAUGUUAAAUGUGCAACUAGAGGAAAAAAACUCUAGACCACCUUUACUCCACACACAGAGAUGCGUACAAAGCUCUCCCUAGCCCUGUCACGAGAAUUUCUAUCUCUAAUUAAUCAAACUUAAUGCUUUGAAUAAUUCCCAGAGGGUGUAAGGCUCUGGUUUAAUCAUGAAUUAAACGAAGGUCCGCAACCAACAAGAAUGAUCUGUAUGUUUUAAUCAUGGAGAGCUCUCCCGCCAAAAAAUACAUACACAGCCUUUAUACCCCCUGACACACAAAGGCACUUUGCUCCGCCCACCUUUAAACAGCUUCUCAGUCCCCUUCACCCUGGAAUGCUUUCUCAGCAGUUUCUAACUCCUCCCCCUCUGUUAGUGGGUUGACACUACAUUAUAACUCUAACACCGUUCACACAUUUAUACUGUAUUUGGGGUGAAAUCCUUUAGUCAUUAUUCUUAAAAUACAAAUUAAUCUAUCAAUCCAUCCCUUUGACUAAAUGUUUUCACAUUCAGGAUAAAUGUGUUUACAAGCAUGAUUAAUCUCAGAGAUUACGUCAGAACUAAUAAACAUUUCAUCCAAUUGCGGUCUUUCAGGGUCAAAAUCCUCGUCAUCCACCAAGCCUGGAGGAUCGUUUUUCACAUUCCCCUGGUCAGAGUCCGGAGUCGGUCCAUCUCUCAUCAUUGUUGAGAUGCUGCAUUUCACCAACGCCUUACUCACCAAUCCUCGUACACAGGGAACAAGACAACAACCACAUAAUACAAGAAUACCCAUACAAACACUGACCACCCCUAAGAUGGUGGCUGCUAUGGUUUUCCAUUUACCAAACAUUUCAUCAAACCACCCUAUCCACGAUGUACUAACUUCUGAGUUCUCAGCUCAUUCUUCACUUAGUGCAGUUAAUUCUGCAAGAGCUCUGGUGACUGUCCCAUCCGGUGUGGUGUUGUUAGGGAUAAAAUGUGCAACAAUGGCUUAUCAUUCUAUAGACACCGGCCCUUUCUGCCUGAUCUAGAGCCAACCUCUUUUACUAAGUAAUGAGUUGGAUGUCAGAUAAUUGUUCAGAGAUCCCUUUUACUGCAUCCCUAGUCUAGCCAAUAAAUCGUUGUUGGUCGUAAUAGAUAUAAUUAAUCCAAUCCACAAUUUUGUUUAUUGUCACCCACCAAAAGAACGUGGUAGUAAACCCUUCCCCUAAUUCUUUCAUAGCUUGUUAUCCAUCCGAUACCCCCCUUGGUAUCCCAAUCGCAUCCAUCUAAAUAGGGCUAUUCUCCUUUUUGUUAAAACUCCUCCCACGUCUGUUUAACCCUUUCCUUGGUUCCUGGUGACUAAUUCUAACUAGCUGAAUCAGUAGAACCAGGGCGCACGUAUCUAGCCACCCUUUUGGUAUUCUCUGCCUUAUACUGCCUUUACUGGUACACACUCACCACACAUCGGUUACAGGGGCUGUAAGGUUCAAAAUUCUCUCCUGUGCUUCUGAACUUAAGUCAAUCACAUUACCACUAUCUCCAAUUGAUAAUUGGUGAUGUCUUUGUUUCUCUUUACCCCCCAACUGGAUGUUCAGUCCCGCCCGGUCUCAUAUUCCCGUCCCCAAGUGUGUUUAAACACUAGAGUCUAGGAACAAUCCGCCGUGGGGGCCGAACAUGAAUAUAAUGGGAUUUUAUAAUCCCAAAUUGCUUAUUGACCUGUACCCCACCCGUUUGCUAUGUCCCUAACCUUUAUUUUGAAUCCUACAGUCUGCCCUUCUCUGAUUCCCAUUUUGUAGGCCACUCGUCCUUGACGGUCAGUAUGUCGGGUCGCUUCUCUUCUCUUUUACUUCUUAACAAUGGUAAGGGCAUAGCGUAAUUGGUGGUGGAUCUUGACAUAUCAAGACCAUUGCCGAGACUAUGAUGCAGCUCAAGUACCCCUAUUCCCAAAAACCGCCAACCCUCUCCUGUCCUCAGUCUUUCUGCUUGGUACUACCCCAUACUCACACCCUGAGAACACACUACAGUGAUGAUAGGUCGGGGAAGGAGAUCUUCGUUAACAGAGGAGAUCCCCAGACCCUUUCGGUCCAGUUCUUAUCUCUAACUCUGUGUGUGUCCAGUGGUGCUUGUAUGUGUUCUUACCUUUUUGCAGUGGGUAACGUGGACCCAGGUUGCUCUUUCUGCUAUUCUAAUGGCAAAGGCGGUGACCAAUAUAAUCUGAUAGGGCCCUUCCCAACAGGCCUGCUUCCAGUCUUUCUUCUUUAGGGACUGGAUCCUCACCAGUCACCUGGUUAGAUAGAGUGGGUCACCUUCUCCUUUAGUUCACCUGUAGGGCACAAAACCUCUGACAUACCGGUGUGGUUAAUAACUACCUUCUCACGUUGUACCCCAUUUCUUCCUGUUCUCCUGUGUGUUUUCCUUAACCCCUCUCUAAUCAUAUCGUUCACAUCAGUAUUGUCUUUCUAGACUGUAUCUAAAAAAAAUGUUUUUUUUUAAAAAGUAUUUUGUCCUCUCCUUCGUAUAUUAUUUAAUCCUACCACUAGCCUCUUCCCCCCUCUUGACACAUGGUUCUGCUCAUGUGUCAAUAUUACCACCUACGUAAACAAUCACUUAGGUAAUAUUGGUAAUUUAUCAUCCAAUUGCCAUCCCUUAUUUAUUUUUGAGACUGUUCCUUGCUUCUAUAUUGCUCCUCCCACUUCCUUUGUCUUUUAUGGCUGUCAGAGUGGUGUGUGUAGAUGAGUGGAAGGAAUCAAGCGCAGGAACCAGGAUGACUUCAACCGUCUUUUUAGUAACGUUCAAACACGUGAACAAAAUAGUCGCCAACCCAACCGGGUGGCGCAAAACAAUUACGCACAAACACAGUGCGAAAUACACAAGAAAAGCGCACGCAGUGCGAACUCUCGGGACAAGCAACAACGAGAGAAAUGUAACCAUACAGAGGCAGUCUGACAAUAAACAAUCACGCAUAACACCUGACCCAAACAAACGAAACUAAAUAGGGAACAUCAUCAAACACAAACAAGGGACAGGUGUUACAAAGAGACAAAACCAAACGAACAAGAAACAUAGAACGGUGGCAGCUAGUACUCCGGAGACGACGACCGCCGAAGCCUGCCCGAACAAGGAAGAGGAGCAGCCUCGGCCGAAACCGUGACAGUACCCCCCCCUUGACGCGCGGCUCCAGCCGUGCGCCGACCCGGGGCUCGGGGACGACCCGGACGACGCGGAGCAGGGCGCGCAGGAUGACCCCGAUGGAACUCGGUCAGCAGGGACUGGUCCAAUAUGUCCCUCCUUGGCACCCAGCACCGCUCCUCCGGACCGUACCCCUCCCACUCCACGAGAUAUUGAAGACCCCCCAUCCGGCGUCUCGAAUCAAGGAUGGACCUCACGGUGUACGCCGGAGCCCCCUCGAUGUCCAACGGGGGUGGAGGAGUCUCCUCAAUCUCAAAGUCCUGGAGUGGACCAGCUACCACCGGCCUGAGGAGAGACACAUGGAACGAGGGGUUAAUAUUCUUGUAAUCAAUAGGUAGUUCUAACCUGUAACUCACCUCGUUCAAUCUCCUCAGGACUUUAAAGGGCCCCACAAACCGCCGACCCAGCUUCCGGCAGGGCAGGCGGAGGGGCAGGUUUCUGGUUGAGAGCCAGACUCGAUCUCCAGGUGCGUACACUGGCCCCUCACUGCGGUGUAGGUCGGCGCUCGUCUUCUGUCGACGUAUGGCACGCUGCAGAUGGACGUGUGCAGCGUCCCACGUCUCCUCCGAGCGCCGCACCCACUCAUCCACAGCGGGGGCCUCGAUCUGGCUCUCAUGCCAUGGUGCCAGAACCGGCUGGUACCCUAAUACACACUGAAAAGGGGUUAGUUGGGUGGAGGAGUGGCGAAGAGAGUUCUGUGCCAUCUCGGCCCAGGGCACAUAUCUCGCCCACUCCUCCGGCCGGCCCUGACAGUAUGACCUCAGAAACCUACCCACAUCCUGGUUCACACGUUCAACCUGCCCAUUACUCUCCGGGUGGUAACCCGAGGUAAGGCUUACCGAAACCCCCAACCGUUCCAUAAAUGCUCUCCACACUCUGGAGGUGAACUGGGGGCCUCGGUCAGACACUAUAUCCUCGGGUACCCCGUAAUGCCGGAAGACAUGGGUGAACAGAGCCUCUGCGGUCUGUAGGGCAGUGGGUAGACCCGGCAUGGGAAGGAGACGACAGGCCUUCGAGAACCGAUCCACAACGACCAGGAUGGUAGUAUUCCCCUGUGAGGGGGGAAGGUCGGUAACAAAAUCCACCGAGAGGUGGGACCAGGGUCGUUGUGGAAUAGGCAGGGGUUGUAACUUACCCCUGGGCAAAUGUCUGGGCGCCUUACACUGGGCACACACCGAACAGGAGGAGACAUAAAUCCUCACAUCCCUAGCUAACGUUGGCCACCAGUACUUCGUGCUAAGGCAGUGCACUGUCCGGCCGAUACCCGGAUGGCCAGAGGAGGGGGACGUAUGAGCCCAACAAAUGAGGCGAUCGCGUACCUCGAGCGGAACGUACGUCCGACCCACUGGACACUGUGGAGGACUCGGGUCGGUACGUAACGCCCGCUCGAUCUCGCCAUCAACCUCCCACACCACCGGUGCAACCAGACAAGACUCUGGUAGUAUGGGCGUGGGCUCAACGGACCUCUCCUCCGCGUCAUACCGCCGAGACAGAGCAUCUGCCUUCCCGUUCUGGGACCCAGGGAUGUAUGUGAUCUUAAACACAAACCGGGCUAGAAACAUAGUCCAGCGGGCCUGGCGAGGAUUCAGUCUCCUAGCUGCCCGGAUGUACUCCAGGUUACGAUGGUCAGUUAGAAUGAGGAAAGGGUGUUGAGCCCCCUCGAGCCAAUGCCGCCACACCUUUAGGGCCUGUACCACGGCUAACAGCUCCCUGUCUCCUACAUCAUAAUUCCGCUCCGCCGGACUGAGCUUCUUUGAAUAAAACGCACAGGGACGGAGUUUAGGUGGAGUGCCAGAACGCUGGGAAAGAACGGCCCCUAUCCCGGCCUCUGACGCGUCCACCUCUACCUGGAACGGUAAAGAGGGAUCCGGAUGCGCCAACACCGGCGCCGAGGUAAACAGGUCCUUCAGUCUCCCAAAUGCCCUGUCCGCCUCAGCUGACCACCGCAAGCGCACCGGACCCCCCUUUAACAGAGACGUUAUGGGAGCUGCCACCUGUCCAAAACCCCGGAUAAACCUCCGGUAAUAAUUCGCAAAACCCAAGAACCGUUGCACCUCCUUCACAGUGGUUGGGGUCUGCCAAUUACGCACAGCUGACACCCGGUCUACCUCCAUCUUCACCCCUGACGCAGACAACUGGUAACCCAGAAAGGAGACCGACUUCUGAAAAAACAGACAUUUCUCUGCCUUGACAUAUAGGUCAUGCUCCAACAGCCUCCUCAAUACUCGGCGCACCAGGGCUACAUGCUCUGCACGGGUAGGACUGUACACCAGAAUGUCGUCGAUGUACACAACUACUCCCUGUCCCUGCAUGUCCCGGAAAAUCUCAUCGACGAAGGAUUGGAAGACUGAGGGAGCAUUCAUUAACCCAUAUGGCAUGACUAGAUACUCGUAGUGUCCGGAAGUCGUGCUAAACGCUGUCUUCCAUUCAUCGCCCUCUCUAAUGCGCACCAAGUUAUAUGCGCUCCUGAGAUCCAAUUUUGUAAAGAACUGCGCACCGUGCAGUGACUCCGUCAUAGUCGCAAUCAGAGGAAGUGGAUAGCUGUACUUCACUGUGAUCUGAUUGAGACCGCGGUAAUCAAUACACGGGCGCAGACCUCCAUCCUUUUUCUUCACAAAAAAGAAACUCGAGGAAGCGGGUGAAGUGGAGGCCCGUAUGUAUCCCUGUCUAAGAGACUCAGCGAUGUACGUCUCCAUUGCCUUUCUCUCCUCUUGAGACAAGGGAUACACAUGGCUCCGCGGGAGAGCUGCUCCUGACUGGAGAUCUAUCGCACAAUCCCCCCGUCUAUGAGGCGGCAGCUGCGCCGCCCUAGUCUUACUAAACGCCAGUUUCAAAUCCUCAUACUCGGGGGGAAUAUGCAGUGCUGUCAUUAGAUUCGGACUUUCCACCGAGGUCGCCCCUAUGGAAACACCCAGACACCGCCCCUCACACUGGGCAGACCACCCUUUAAGAGCUUUCUCUCGCCACAUAAUAGUAGGGUCAUGGGUCAUCAACCAGGGAAGACCCAGCACUACCGGAUACGCAGGAGAGUCAAUCAGAUAGAGCUGAAUUAUCUCCUCAUGACCCUCCUGCGCCAUCAUCUGAAGGGGUGCUGUGACCUCCCUAAUCAACCCAGACCCUAACGGACGGCUAUCUAGGGCAUGAACGGGAAAAGGCUUAUCAACUGGAAGGAGGGGAAUCCCUAACUCUAUACAGAACUGGCGAUCUACAAAAUUCCCAGCUGCGCCUGAAUCUACCAGCGCCUUAUGCUGGGAACGAGGUGCAACCUGUGGAAAACAAACAGGCAAGGUUAGGUGCACGACAGAAAGCUCUGGGUAAGUAGGGCGCCUACUCACCUGGGGGGACCUCCCAAUGCGUGACCUGCCUUCUCCCUCACCGGGGGACCCUCCCCAACACCUAGCCGCGGUGUGCCCUCCACGGCCACAGUUAGUGCAGGGACCGGGCCCCCUCGGGUUCCUACUCCUCCGUUCCCUAGCGCCAGCACCCCCGAGCUCCAUAGGGCUCGGCUCGGAGGUGCUGGAGAGUGGAAUGGGCGAACCCCCCCCCGGGACGUCCACGGGUGGCGAGCAGGGUAUCCAGCCGAAUGGCCAUGUCGACAAGCUGGUCAAAGGUCAACGAGGUGUCCCUGCACGCCAACUCUCGCUGGACGUCCUCCCGGAGGCUGCAGCGGAAGUGGUCGAUAUGGGCCCGCUCAUUCCACCCUGCAUCGGCCGCUAGGGUCCGGAACUCCAAUGCAAAGUCCUGGGCGCUCCUCAUCCCCUGUCGGAGGUAGAACAGACGCUCCCCCGCCGCCUUCCCCUCUGGUGGAUGGUCAAACACAGCACGGAAGCGGCGGGAGAACUCCGCAUAGUUAGUGGUAGCGGCGUCCAUUCUCCUCCAUUCAGCGUUGGCCCACUCCAACGCCUUGCCGGUGAGACAGGAGAUGAGGGCUGAGACGCUCUCGUGUCCCGAGGGCGCCGGGUGUACGGUGGCGAGGUAGAGCUCCACUUGCAGCAGGAACCCUUGACACCCGGCAGUGGAGCCGUCGUACGCCCUCGGGAGCGAGAGCCGAAUCCCACUGGGUUCCGGAGAUGAGGCAGGAGGACUGACCGAUGGGGAUGGUUCGGUUCGUGGGGGCGUGGGUACCCCGCUGGUUUCCCAUCGGUGAAGAGUGUUCAUCACCCCCUCCAGGGCAUGACAGACCUGGUUAAUACGAUCCUCCUGUCCACGAAGACGUUCCUCCAUCCUGGCUGUUGGCGCGGUCGCUCCUGCUGAUUCCAUGGAUAGAUGCGUGAUUCUGUCAGAGUGGUGUGUGUAGAUGAGUGGAAGGAAUCAAGCGCAGGAACCAGGAUGACUUCAACCGUCUUUUUAGUAACGUUCAAACACGUGAACAAAAUAGUCGCCAACCCAACCGGGUGGCGCAAAACAAUUACGCACAAACACAGUGCGAAAUACACAAGAAAAGCGCACGCAGUGCGAACUCUCGGGACAAGCAACAACGAGAGAAAUGUAACCAUACAGAGGCAGUCUGACAAUAAACAAUCACGCAUAACACCUGACCCAAACAAACGAAACUAAAUAGGGAACAUCAUCAAACACAAACAAGGGACAGGUGUUACAAAGAGACAAAACCAAACGAACAAGAAACAUAGAACGGUGGCAGCUAGUACUCCGGAGACGACGACCGCCGAAGCCUGCCCGAACAAGGAAGAGGAGCAGCCUCGGCCGAAACCGUGACAAUGGCGGCUAAAUUGGACUUUCAUUCAGUUCAGAAUCAAUAGUAAUCCAAUCAAUCAAUCUCUUAUCUUUGUAAAAACACUCAUGUUUAGUUCAAACUCUGUUCUACCCCGGCUCUCCCGGGCUUGACCUGAAGACUGAUGGUUGGACAUGACAGGUCCAUACUUAAAUCUUUCAAACCUAACACAAACCCCCCUUCAUGCUGUAAUCAAUCAAGAAGAUAGCAAAGGAGAGACAGGUUUUAGCCUGAACUCUGCUCAACCCUGGUGCCGCUCCCUUCACAAUGUUUGAAGAGAGACAAAAGACAGCCAUGGAUUGAAUUAAGAGCAAGCACUUCGACCCUAGGUCACCUUCUGCCUAGCAACAAAGAAUUAAAAAAACUCUAUGUUCGUGAUUGACCCAGUUAUAUCUAAUAGCCCACAAAAAAAACUCCCUCAUCACCAUCUCUAAAUCACGACCAAUGUCAUAUAUCCCUCUUUACUCUCUAAAAUCCCUGUUAUAUGUAGGAAAAGCUAAGACUGUUUGGGAAGUGAGCAACUUUUUUAUCUUCAUAAAUUGUUCUUCCUCCUCAGAGUUCCAAAUGAUUUUACCAUGAGCUGCCAUUGCUUUUCCAUAGAUAAGAUCACUUAAUUUACCAGUAUGCAGUACAUAAUGGAGUACCCAAGCUCUACAGUAUUUCUGCAUUUAUUCCUUAACUCCUCCUUCUUCAUCUAUUUCUGGACAGCUAGUCCCCAUUUUAAAUUAUCCUAUCCAGCUUCCUAUUAUUACUAUCUUCCUGAUCUUAUUAUUAAAUCAAUGAUCUAGGCAAUAGCUGUUUCGCAUUAGAUUGUGCCUUCCUCUGAUUACUGCAGCUCAUUGCAUUAAUUUAGUUUCAAAUACCAACUUGUUGUUUAUUAAAGCAUAAUAAAAAUGAAAUGUAAAUGACAACAUUUGAUAAUAUCUCAACUUACUUCUAUCCCGUAAAAGUAAUCCAAGAUUAGUACUAUUGACUAGCAACAGGUAUCCCUCAUUCAGGGAAAGCUCUCUCCCUCUUCUGUUAUUUUAAUGUUUCAAAUCCUAUUAUUACCAAAUUAUAAUCUUCUUCACACUUUUCACAGCACUAUAAAUUACCCUCAAUUUGAUAAAAUAAACCAUCCCAAAGUCCUCCUCUCAUGCCCCCAGAACCACCAUUGGAUUGGAUGACCAAUCAACACCAGAAAGUCAAAACAGAGCCCAGAGGCCAUUGAAAUCACCCAACAAACCGUUCCAUCCCACAGCAUAGUAAAAAGUCCUCAUGACAUCCACUCCCACAAGAAAUCAUGCACACUCCAAACUCAGUCAAAAACCGAAAAACUCCAUAAAAUUCACUGUGUGUUCUCCUUUAAGACCCAUCACCUAUGAACUGUGUAAAAAACCCUAAAUUCAACAUAACAACCCUCUUUAUAAACAUCAUACUAGGUGUGUUGUUUUAUUUUGAAAAACCCAAUUGAAAAACAACAAUCAAAGAUAGCCAGGCCCCACUUAAUUUGGUAGCUCCCUUUUACGACCUAAAUACUGCCUAACUUCACUACUGCUCCCCCUAGCCCUUGGCAACAUUCCAAUGAGAUAAGCUAAUCUCUUUCUCCUGGUUAUACAAUUUGUCAACCUUCAAUUACCAUCAGUAAUCUAAAGAUGGUAAGUACACACAAAACAUGAUACAGAUAUCCCCAGUCCAAACUAAUCAAUAAUCGUUUGUAUCAAUCUAAUUCCUCAUAAUAAUCUCACAAUGAUUAUUGAACCCCUAAAUAUGCUCCAUGUGAUCUCAUCUCAAAUUAUCCAUUAUCAAUUAUUUUAUCAACCCCCUAGGAAAAUCUGUCUCCCCUUCUAUUGUUCCUUUCGCCCCUGUAAAUGUCAUAUUUCAUUCAUUAGCCAAUACAAUCACAUACUCCGUGUAAGUAAGACAUUAUAUUUUAUCCCAGGCAUCCCCUUAACAUAAUGCUAUAGGAGACUUCCAUCAAUCCUGGAAGACACAAUAUAAUACCACAUUUCAUUAAGUUCACUACACCUUCUAAUAUAACCCUAUAACCCCUUUCUAUUAAUUUAAUCAUUGCAACCUGUUGCAUUGAUGUUUUUAAAAUAUAAACCUAUUGUUUAAUAACUUCAUACUUAUAACCAAUGUUUAUUCAAUCCAUCAUCCUAAUAGUAAAAACGAUAUUCCAUUGUUCACGUAACGAAACCAAAUUAUCGUUUUAGAAUUCAUCAAUUAUUUUCAUACACCACUGGUGUUACCCAACCUAUACAAUAAAGUAAUAACCAUUAGACUUUGUCAAAUAAAUGCUUUUCAUUCAACCAUUCAACCUUUUGCUCGAUACCGUCAAGCAAGUACAACUAUUUUACCCGGGAAGUAGAACCAUAAAUUAUUUUCCUUUGUCCUCAACUUAAAUAAUUUUCACAGCUCUAUCGCCAUUUCAGUUCGCUAUUCAAUUUCUUUAACUGUUCUCUCUGAUUAGGCCCUAUUUAAUAAAACAAAUACUUGCUAUCGUUGAUAAGCAUACAUUUAAUUACAUUCCUAUCAUUUGAACUAUGUACUGUCUCUCACCCCCCCGCUCCUUCCUACACAACGGGGGAGGCGCGGGGACCUGCCCUAAUCAUCUUCCUUCUUAGGAAAUAAUGUCAUUCGUACUUGUAACAUAUUUUCAUAGACCUUUCUAGAAUACUUCUAAAGCUAUCUAAUUCAACUUUUCACAUUUCUUAAUCUACGUAAUAAUCUAGGUCCAUAGCCCCAAUGCGAAAGCUUUACCCACUGUCCCUACCUGGGUUCGAACCUGGGACCCUCUACAUACAUUGCCAGUCACAACUACUUCCAGUUCAUAGAGCAAGUGACGUCACCAAAUGAAAAUCGCACUAGCUCUCACCUCAUUCAGCAACACAAAAACUCUCUCUCCCUACACCCAUUCCCUAUUGAAUAAGUGAGUCUUUCUAUUUAACCCCAACCCCGCUACAAAUCUUCCAUUCAACAUCAACAAACCAAAUACUCAGUAGUAUCCGGUUACCACCCAUACCAGCCGUUGAAUUCACUCAUACACACAGAUUUCACCUUAUGCCAUUGAAAUGCCCAACAAAACAUAAUAGUUCAAUGGAACCCUCUAUUGGCUCUCUACUAUUUAUACAUUACUUCUAUAACCACAUUAGUUAUGGUCCGAUUACCCAUUAAACCUUAUCACAUGAUCAAACAACGGCACAACCUUAAACUCAUAUGGGGCGGCAGGUAGCCCAGUAACCAAGAGCACCGUGUCAGCAACCGAGAGGUCGCCGGUUCCAAUCCCCGAGCCGACCAGGCGAAAAAUCUGCCGAUAUUCCCCCGAGCAAGGCACCCAACCCCAAUUGCUCCUGCAAGUCGCUCUGGACAAGAGCGUCUGCUAAAUGACCAAAAAUGCAAAUGUAAAUAUUCUCUAAGUUCAUACGUAUAUAUUGUUAGAAAUGUAUAGGUACCUCUCAAAUAAUCGCUUCGUGGUGUUUUUAGCCAAUUCUUAAUCAACACAAAUUACUUCUUCAAACAUUUUACCCUGGAACCAAAAAAUAGACUGUCAUUUCCCGUACACUGCCCUUUCCUUUAUCUCUGCAGUCGCGAUGGUUAUGACCUGUUUUGUUACAGUAUUUACACGGGGCCUUACACUCUCUAGCAAAAUUCUCUAGUCUUUCCUGACUCUCCAAAAGCCAUACUCUCGCUGUGUCUAGCCCCUCCCCUCGCUGUUUCUUCAAAUCCGUUCCACAGUUUAGCCUCUAAUUUCUCCACAUCGGGAUGCCCAAUAAAUCCAUACCUCUUCUCCCAAAUGGAUCCAUAAAAUAUAUUUAUUCGAUCCCUUCCUAACAUAUACAGUGGGGAGAACAAGUAUUUGAUACACUGCCGAUUGUGCAGGUUUUCCUACUUACGAAGCAUGUAGAGGUCUGUAAUUUUUAUCAUAGGUACACUUCAACUGUGAGAGAUGGAAUCUAAAACAAAAAUCCAGAAAAUGACAUUGUAUGAUUUUUAAGAAAUUAAUUUGCAUUUUAUUGCAUGACAUAAGUAUUUGAUCACCUACCAACCAGUAAGAAUUCCGGCUCUCACAGACCUGUUAGUUUUUCUUUAAGAAGCCAUCCUGUUCUUCACUCAUUACCUGUAUUAACUGCACCUGUUUGAACUCGUUACCUGUAUAAAUGACACCUGUCCACACACUCAAUCAAACAGACUCCAACCUCUCCACAAUGGCCAAGACCAGAGAGCUGUGUAAGGACAUCAGGGAUAAAAUUGUAGACCUGCACAAGGCUGGGAUGGGCUACAGGACAAUAGGCAAGCAACUUGGUGAGAAGGCAACAACUGUUGGUGCAAUUAUUAGAAAAUGGAAGAAGUUCAAGAUGACAGUCAAUCACCCUCGGUCUGGGGCUCCAUGCAAGAUCUCACCUCGUGGGGCAUCAAUGAUCAUGAGGAAGGUGAGGCAUCAGCCCAGAACUACACGGCAGGACCUGGUCAAUGACCUGAAGAGAGCUGGGACCACAGUCUCAAAGAAAACCAUUAGUAACACACUACGCCGUCAUGGAUUAAAAUCCUGCAGCGCACGCAAGGUCCCCCUGCUCAAGCCAGCGCAUGUCCAGGCCCGUCUGAAGUUUGCCAAUGACCAUCUGGAUGAUCCAGAGGAGGAAUGGGAGAAGGUCAUGUGGUCUGAUGAGACAAAAAUAGAGCUUUUUGGUCUAAACUCCACUCGCCAUGUUUGGUGGAAGAAGAAGGAUGAGUACAAACCCAAGAACACCAUCCCAACCGUGAAGCAUGGAGGUGGAAACAUCAUUCUUUGGGGAUGCUUUUCUGCAAAGGGGACAGGACGACUGCACCGUGUUGAGGGGAGGAUGGAUGGGGCCAUGUAUCGCGAGAUCUUGGCCAACAACCUCCUUCCCUCAGUAAGAGCAUUGAAGAUGGGUCAUGGCUGGGUCUUCCAGCAUGACAACGACCCAAAACACACAGCCAGGGCAACUAAGGAGUGGCUCCGUAAGAAGCAUCUCAAGGUCCUGGAGUGGCCCAGCCAGUCUCCAGACCUGAACCCAAUAGACAAUCUUUGGAGGGAGCUGAAAGUCCGUAUUGCCCAGCGACAGCCCCAAAACCUGAAGGAUCUGGAGAAGGACUGUAUGGAGGAGUGGGCCAAAAUCCCUGCUGUAGUGUGUGCAAACCUGGUCAAGACCUACAGGAAACAUAUGAUCUCUGUAAUUGCAAACAAAGGUUUCUGUACCAAAUAUUUAAGUUCUACUUUUCUGAUGUAUCAAAUAGUUAUGUCAUGCAAUAAAAUGCAAAUUAAUUACUUAAAAAUCAUACAAUGUGAUUUUCUGGACUUUUGUUUUAGAUUCCGUCUCUCACAGUUGAAGUGUACCUAUGAUAAAAAAUUACAGACCUCUACAUGCUUUGUAAGUAGGAAAACCUGCAAAAUCGGCAGUGUAUCAAAUACUUGUUCUCCCCACUGUAUAUUUCAUCCCCCAUAAAUUCUCAGACCUCUUUAGAAUAUUUAUUUCCCAUGGUAGAAAAAUACGAAAUCCCCCGUUUAGUAAUAAAUAAUUUUCUCUGGGACUUAUUAUUUUGGUGCGACUUUCGAGCGAAUGUUUAUGAUCUACUUUUUGUAAUGAACCAUUUAAAUUAUCCAACCCGUAACCCAGAGUUUUUUAAGACCGUAGUUUCAUGAAACGGAUGGGACAACCAUUGUUUUCUCACGCGACCUAUUUUAGUCCCUUCCUUGAAACAAUUAUCACGUAUUUCGAUGGAUCAUUAGGUCUCACACGUAUACAACCUUAUACGAUUUUUUGCUAACACUAUCCGUAACCUAGAGGUCGUAACUGCUCCAGUUUCAUGAAAUAGACAGAGUUAGAGCAAAUCCCCAGUUGUUUAUGACUCUUGACUUGUUUAAUGUAUCUAUCUCACACGCUGAUAAUUAUCUCCCUUCCUGUUUAUAUUGUAAAGACUGUAUCUCGUACAAUCUCAAUAUUAACUAGUUUAUUUUGUUAAUAGCCAUUUACCUAGAGUAAUUUUCGGACCCUUCUUCCUUCCUUUAUACCCUUAUGAGAUUUUGGUAACUAUUCUCUGCCCUUCACAAGAAUUACUAUUCUUAUACAAGUUCAAAUAAUUACACCAAAAUCCAUGAAUAAAAAUUACUGACCUUCUCCUUGCAGUUCGGAUUUAAAUGGUUUUUCAAAUCUCGGUUAACGUCUUUAUCGUUCAUAAGAUUCAUCACCGGCCUGUUUAUGACCUUAACGUCGAAGGCCAGGUCUAUUCUAUACGGAUGCUAUCAUCCGCCCGUGCACGGUUUUCGGUGUCCUCAGAACGAUAAAGACGUAUUUUGAGCUCCGCUCGAAGGACCAUUUGUCACGAGAAUUUCUAUCUCUAAUUAAUCAAACUUAAUGCUUUGAAUAAUUCCCAGAGGGUGUAAGGCUCUGGUUUAAUCAUGAGUUAAACGAAGGUCCUGCUACCAACAAGAAUGAUCUGUAUGUUUUAAUCAUGGGGAGCUCUCCUGCCAAAAAAUACAUACACAGCCUUUAUACCCCCUGACACACAAAGGCACUUUGCUCCGCCCACCUUUAAACAGCUUCUCAGUCCCCUUCACCCUGGAAUGCUUUCUCAGCUGUUUCUAACUCCUCCCCCUCUGUUAGUGGGUUGACACUACAUUAUAACUCUAACACCGUUCACACAUUUAUACUGUAUUUGGGGUGAAAUCCUUUAGUCAUUAUUCUUAAAAUACAAAUUAAUCUAUCAAGACCUCCAUUUGGCAAAUCUGACCAUAAUUCUUUCCUCCUGAUUCCUGCUUACAAGCAAAAACUAAAGCAGGAAGCACCAGUGACUCGGUCAAUAAAGAAGUGGUCAGAUGACGCAGAUGCUAAGCUACAGGACUGUUUUGCUAGCACAGACUGGAAUAUGUUCCGGGAUUCCUCCGAUGGCAUUGAGGAGUACACCACAUCAGUCACUGGCAUCAUCAAUAAGUGCAUUGAUGACGUCGUCCCCACAGUGACCGUAUGUACAUACCCCAACCAGAAGCCAUGGAUUAUAGACAACAUCCGCACUGAGCUAAAGGGUAGAGCUACCGCUUUCAAGUAGAGGAACUCUAACCCAGAUGCUUAUAAGAAAUCCGGCUAUGCCCUCAGACGAACCAUCAAACAGGCAAAGCGUCAAUACAGGACUAAGAUUGAACCGUACUACACCGGCUCCAACGCUCGUCGGAUGUGGCAGGGCCUGCAAACUAUUACAGACUACAAAGGGAAGCACAGAUGCGAGCUGCCCAGUAGCACGAGCCUACCAGACAAGCUAAAAUACUUCUAUGCUCGCUUCGAGGCAAGCAACACUGAAGCAUGCAUGAGAGCAUCAGCUGUUCCAGACUACUGUGUGAUCAUGUUCUCUGUAGCCGAUGUGAGUAAGACCUUUAAAGAGGUCAACAUUCACAAGGCAGCAGGGCCAGACGGAUUACCAGGAUGUGUACUCCGAGCAUGCGCUGACCAACUGGCAAGUGUCUACACUUACAUUUUCAACCUAUCCGUGACUGAGUCUGUAAUACCAACAUGUUUCAAGUAGACCACCAUAGUCCCUGUGCCCAAGAACACUAAGGAAACCUGCCUAAAUGACUGCAGACCCGUAGCACUCACGUCUGUAGCCAUGAAGUGCUUUGAAAGGCUGGCCAUGACUCACAUCAACACCAUUAUCCCAGAAACCCUAGACCCACUCCAAUUUGCAUACCGCCCCAACAGAUCCACAGAUGAUGCAAUCUCUAUUGUACUCCACACUGCCCUUUCCCAUCUGGACAAAAGGAACACCUACGUGAGAAUGCUAUUCAUUGACUACAGCUCAGCGUUCAACACAAUUGUGCCCUCAAAGCUCAUCAUUAAGCUAAGGAUCCUGGGACUAAACACCUCCCUCUGCAACUGGAUCCUGGACUUCCUGACGGGCCGCCCCCAGGUGGAAAGGGUAGGUAACAAAACAUCUGCCACGCUGAUCCUCAACAAGGGUGCCCCUCAGGGGUGCGUGCUCAGUCCCCUCCUGUACUCCCUGUUCACCCAUGACUGCAUGGCCAGGCACGAAUCCAACACCAUCAUUAAGGCUGCCGACGACACAACAGUGGUAGGCCUGAUCACCGACAACGAUAAGACAGCCUAUAGGGAGGAGGUCAGAGAUCUGGCCGUGUGGUGCCAGGAUAACAACCUCUCCCUCAACGUGAUCAAGACAAAGGAGAUGAUUGUGGACUACAGGAAAAGGAGAACCGAGCACGCCCCCAUUCUCAUCGACAGGGCUGUAGUGGAGCAGGUUGAUACCUUAAAGUUCCUUGGUGUCCACAUCACCAACAAACUAUUAUGGUCCAAACACACCAAGACAGUAAUAAAGAGGGCACAACAAAGCCUACUCCCUCUCAGGAGACUGAAAAGAUUUGGCAUGGGUCCUCAGAUCCUCAAAAACUUCUACAGCUGCACCAUCGAAAGCAUCCUGACUGGUUGCAUCACUGCCUGGUAUGGCAACUGCUCGGCCUCCGCCCGCAAGGCACUACAGAGGGUAGUGCGUACGGCCCAGUACAUCACUGUGGCCAAGCUUCCUGCCAUCCAGGACCUCUAUACCAGGUGGUGUCAGAGGAAGGCCCUAAAAAUUGUCAUGGACUCCAGCCACCCUAGUCAUAGACUGUUCUCUCUGCUACCGCACGGCAUGAAGUACCAGAGUGCCAAGUCAAGGUCCUAAAGGCUUCUUAACAGAUUCUAACCCCAAGCCAUAAGACUCCUGAACAGCUAAUUAAAUGGCUACCUAAACUAUUUGCAUUGUCGGACCGCAGAGUGAAGGAAAAGCAGCCAACAACUGCUCAUUUUACAGUGGGGAAAAAAAGUAUUUAGUCAGCCACCAAUUGUGCAAGUUCUCCCACUUAAAAAGAUGAGAGAGGCCUGUCAUUUUCAUCAUAGGUACACGUCAACUAUGACAGACAAAAUCCAGAAAAUCACAUUGUAGGAUUGUUAAUGAAUUUAUUUGCAAAUUAUGGUGGAAAAUAAGUAUUUGGUCAAUAACAAAAGUUUCUCAAUACUUUGUUAUAUACCCUUUGUUGGCAAUGACACAGGUCAAACGUUUUCUGUAAGUCUUCACAAGGUUUUCACACACUGUUGCUGGUAUUUUGGCCCAUUCCUCCAUGCAGAUCUCCUCUAGAGCAGUGAUGUUUUGGGGCUGUCGCUGGGCAACACAGACUUUCAACUCCCUCCAAAGAUUUUCUAUGGGGUUGAGAUCUGGAGACUGGCUAGGCCACUCCAGGACCUUGAAAUGCUUCUUACGAAGCCACUCCUUCGUUGCCCGGGCGGUGUGUUUGGGAUCAUUGUCAUGCUGAAAGACCCAGCCACGUUUCAUCUUCAAUGCCCUUGCUGAUGGAAGGAGGUUUUCACUCAAAAUCUCACGAUACAUGGCCCCAUUCAUUCUUUCCUUUACACGGAUCAGUCGUCCUGGUCCCUUUGCAGAAAAACAGCCCCAAAGCAUGAUGUUUCCACCCCCAUGCUUCACAGUAGGUAUGGUGUUCUUUGGAUGCAACUCAGCAUUCUUUGUCCUCCAAACACGACGAGUUGAGUUUUUACCAAAAAGUUAUAUUUUUGUUUCAUCUGACCAUAUGACAUUCUCCCAAUCCUCUUCUGGAUCAUCCAAAUGCACUAUAGCAAACUUCAGACGGGCCUGGACAUGUACUGGCUUAAGCAGGGGGACACGUCUGGCACUGCAGGAUUUGAGUCCCUGGCGGCGUAGUGUGUUACUGAUGGUAGGCUUUGUUAAUUUGGUCCCAGCUCUCUGCAGGUCAUUCACUAGGUCACCCCGUGUGGUUCUGGGAUUUUUGCUCACCGUUCUUGUGAUCAUUUUGACCCCACGGGGUGAGAUCUUGCGUGGAGCCCCAGAUCGAGGGAGAUUAUCAGUGGUCUUGUAUGUCUUACAUUUCCUAAUAAUUGCUCCCACAGUUGAUUUCUUCAAACCAAGCUGCUUACCUAUUGCAGAUUCAGUCUUCCCAGCCUGGUGCAGGUCUACAAUUUUGUUUCUGGUGUCCUUUGACAGCUCUUUGGUCUUGGCCAUAGUGGAGUUUGGAGUGUGACUGUUUGAGGUUGUGGACAGGUGUAUUUUAUACUGAUAAUAAGUUCAAACAGGUGCCAUUAAUACAGGUAACGAGUGGAGGACAGAGGAGCCUCUUAAAGAAGAAGUUACAGGUCUAUGAGAGCCAGAAAUCUUGCUUGUUUGUAGGUGACCAAAUACUUAUUUCCCACCAUAAUUUGCAAAUAAAUUCAUUAAAAAUCCUACAAUGUGAUUUUCUGGAUUUUUUUGUCUCAAUUUGUCUGUCAUAGUUGACGUGUACCUAUGAUGAAAAUUACAGGCCUCUCUCAUCUUUUUAAGUGGGAGAACUUGCACAAUUGGUGGCUGACUAAAUAGUUUUUUUCCCCACUGUAUACACAGUGAUCGAGUGGGGAUUGGAACCAGGUGUGUGUAAUGAUGACGAGACAAGUCCGGGGUUGAUGAGUGACAGGCGUUUGCCAGAAGCAGGUUCGGCAGCAGCUAGAAGGCCUGAGCUGGACAGGAGGGGGAGCCAAAGUGAAGGCUGGUGUGACAGUAAUACCUCCUCGGCACCUCCUCGGCACGCUGGAACCAAUCGUCCACCGCAGGAGCCUCAAUCUGACUACAGUGCCAGGGUGCCAGGGCUGGCUGAUAGCCUAGAACACACAGAAAGGGUGUGAGGUUAGUGGAUGAGUGACGGAGGGAGUUUUGUGCAUAUUCUGCCCAAGGCAGAAAUACAGCCCAAUCCCCUGGCUGGUCCUGACAGUAACUACCAAGGUAUCUACCCAGUUCCUGAUUUACGCUUUCCACCUGCCCAUUUGAUUGUGGAUGGUAGCCGGAGGUGAGGCUGACCGUGACACCCAGUCGUUCCAUGAAGGCCUUCCAGACACGGUAGGUGAACUGAGGACCACGGUCAGACACAAUGUCCUCCGGGAUCCCGUAGUGCCGGAAGACGUGAGAGAAGAGAGCCUCCGCGGUCUGGGUGGCCAGACCAGGCAGAGGAAUCAAAUGACAGGCUUUCGAAAACCGGUCUACAACGACCAGGACGGUGGUGUGCCCCUCCGAGGGGGGAAGGUAUGUGACAAAGUCCACUGAGUGAUGGGACCAGGGUCGUUGUGGAACCGGCAGCGGGUGGAGUUUGCCAUAGGGGAGGUGUCUCUGUGUCUUGCUCUGUGCGCAGGUGAAGCAGGAAGAGACGUAAACCCGGAUGUCCCAGGCCAAGGUGGGCACCAGUACUUGGCGGAGAGACAGUCGAUAGUACGGGCUAUACCCGGGUGCCCCGACACAGGUGCUGUAUGUGCCCAGGAGAGGAGAUGGUCCCGCACAUCAGAGGGCACGUAGAUACGCCCCUCGGGACAGUGGGCAGGUGAGGGCUCCUGGGGUUCGGACGGAUGUUCGCGUCCACAUUCCACAUGACAGGAGCCACAAUGCGGGACAGGGGAAUAAUGGGUGUCACUUCCUCCCUCCGAUCCUCUGUGUCAUGUACCCGGGACAAUGCAUCGGCCUUAAUGUUCUUAGAUCCCGGAUGGUAGGAGAGGGUAAAGUCAAACCUGGUGAAGAAUAGGGCCCACCUGGCCUGAUGCGGGUUCAGCCUCUUUGCUGCUCAAAUGUACUCUAGGUUCCGGUGGUCCGUCCAGAUAAGGAAUGGGUGUUGAGCACUCUCCAGCCAGUGCCGCCAUGCCUUCAGCGCCUUCUUGACGGCCAACAACUCACGAUCCCCCACGUCGUAAUUCCGCUCCGCGGGAGACAGCUUCCAUGAGUAGAAGGCACAUGGAUGGAGUUUAGGCGGCAAUCCGGGUACGGUGGGAGAGAACAGCCCCUAUUCCAACCUCGGAGGCAUCCACCUCCACAAUGAAGGGCAGAGACGGGUCAGGGUGAGCCAGAACCGGUGCAUUUGUAACCGUUCCUUGAGCGCACGAAAGGCUUCUUUGACCUCCCCAGUCCAGCCCAGCUGUCGAGAACCUCCCUUCAGGAGGGAGGUGAGACGGGCCACCACUGUGCUGAAACCCCUAAUGAAGCGCCUGAAAUAGUUGGUAAAACCUAGGAAGAGCUGCACCGCCUUGAUGUUGGAGGGAACAUGCCACAACCGUACUGCACUGACCCUCUGUUCUUCCAACUCCACUCCCGCCGUGGAUAUCCGAUAGCCUAGGAAGGAGACCGUCUGCUGGAAGACAAGGUACUUCUCUGCCUUGGCGUACAGGUGAUGCCCUAUCAGCCUUUCCAAACGGACCUGACAUGAGAGUUCACAUGUUGCUCACAUGUGGUGGGGUACACCAAGAUGUUGUCUAUGUACAUCACUACAGAGCGACCAAACAUGUCUCUAAACACCUCGUUAAUGAAGGAUUGGAACACCAAGGGUGCAUUUGUCAGGCCGUGGUGCAUUACUCUAAAUUCGUAGUGCUCGGUGCCGGUGCUGAAGGCGGUCUUCCAUUCAUCCCCCUGUCUGAUACGCACCAGGUUGUAGGCACUGCGUAAAUCAAAUUUGGUAAAGUACUUUGCACCGUGCAUCUGUUCGAUCACAGUGGGUAUGAGAGGCAGGGGAUAACAUAAUUUUCUUAUUCAGUGUCCGGUAAUCGAUACAGGGGCAGAGACCUCCGUCCUUCUUCGUCACGAAAAAGAAGCUGGAAGAGGCUGGAGAGGUGGACGGAUGGAGGAAUCCUUGAGACAACGCCUCCUGGAUGUGGACCUCCAUGGCUUCGGUCUCUGCAUGCGAGAGAGUGUAGAUGUGCCCCCGCGGGAGGGUAGAACCAGGCAGUAGGUCGAUAGUGCAGUCCCAUGGACGAUGAGGGGGCAGGCACAUGGCACAAUUCUUCGAAAAAGCCACCUGUAGGUCCUGGUAUUCCUCCAGGAUAGGGACGUGGGUGGCCUGGUCCGGACUUUCCACGGAGGUGGCACAGAUAGACACCGAGAGACACCUCCCCUGACACUCCUGCGACCAACCCAACAACCUCCUCUCUGUCCACGAUAUGCUGGGGUUAUGCAACUGUAACCAGGGGAGACCUAAAACUACGGGGUGUGCAGGUGGUUCAUGGUGGUUGUGAUCAACUGUGAGGGAAAUGGGAAUCGUGGUCUGGCUCCAGGGGUGGUCCGACUCCCCGCAGUAGGAGCAGAGAUCCUGUUGACGUUGGUGUUGACGUUCCUCUGGGGAAGGUGCGUCGUGCCCACCUCCAUGGGCUCAGUCUCGCUGGUGGUUCCUGGGAGAGACCCGAACCCCUGGGAUGGGCGACGACGGGCACGCAGGAGAUUAUCCAGGUGGAUGGCCAUGGCGAUGAGCUGGUCCAGCGUGAGGUCCUCAUCGCGACAGGCCAGCUCAGUCUGGACGUCUGCCUAUAGCCCGCUGUGGAAAACUGUAAACAGGGCCUGGUCGUUCCAGCCAGUGGACGCAGUCACCGUCCGGAAAUCCAGAGAGUACUCAGACGCUGUCCUGGACCCCUGGCGCAGACGGAGGAGACGCUCACCUCCCUCUCGGCCCACUGUUGGGUGGUCGAAAACAGCACGGAAGAGUUGGGUGAAGCGCUCAUAGGACUGUACUUCUGGACCGUCCCUCUCCCAGACGGCGUGCGCCCACUCCAGAGCCUGUCAGCAUUGAAAUCACCAAGGCCACCUUGUCCCUCUUGGAGGCCGUCCCAGCAUGACGUGCAAGGUGGAGGUCACACUGCAGGAGAAACCCCCUACAGUGAGCUGGGGUGCCGUCAAACCGCUCCGGGAGGGGCAGGAGGACGUUGCUGAUUGGACCGGGUGAUGUAGAUGGUGGUGGGGUGGCUGGAACACCCGUGAGGAGCUGGGAAGGUGGAGUUGUAGCCUACAGUUGGCGUAUGGUCCGGAUCACCUCGUCCAUGGCAGUCCCGAGGUGCUACAGGUACGGAGAGUUCGUGAUGUCCUGCUGCCUCUGUUUUCUGUCACAAUUGUAGAGAGGAGUAGGCAGGAGGCAGUCGCAGGUUUAGAACUACUGAAUGUAUUAAAGCACCAUAGCUUAUGCUGGACAAAACCCACAGUGCAAAAUAUAAAGUACACAGGAAAUAGUAGGAGAGAUUCCUCUCAGGAAAACAAGCAACAUUUACAAUGACUGACAACGACAAACGACAGAGGGAGUAUAUAUACAGUGAUAAAGUGGGGAUUGGAAGCAGGUGUGUGUAAUGAUGACGAGACAAGUCCGGGGUUGAUGAGUGAAGGGCGUUUGCCAGCAGCAGGUUCGGCAGCAGCUAGAAGGCCGGUGACGCCAAACGCCUGAGCUGGACAGGAGGGGGAGCCAAAGCGAAUGCUGGUGUGACACAACUCAACAAGUUCUUCUCUUGUGCCUUAUAGCAGGACAGGUGAGGGUGACUCCUCUCUAUAACGGGCCCAGAGUUGUCUUGGUAAUGAAAAAUGUUCCACUGCUGCAGCAAACCGAGAAAGAGACACAUGAAACUACAGCAUGUACAAGCUAAGCUAUAUUUAGUACUAUAUUUGUACUCCCGAGUGGGGCAGUGGUCUAAGGCACUGCAUCGCAGUGCUAGCUGUGCCACUAGAGAUCCUGGUUUGUGUCCAGGCUCUGUCGCAGCUGGCUGCGACUGGGAGACCCAUGGGCGCCGCACAAUUGGUCCAGCGUCGUCCAAGGUAGGGGAGGGUUUGGCCGGCAGGGAUGUGGGUUCGUUUCCCACGGGGGGCCAGUAUAAAAAUAAAAAAAUAAAAUAAAAUAAAAUGUGGUAUGUAUGCUUUCACUAACUGUAAGUCGCUCUGGAUAAGAGUGUCUGCUAAAUGACUAAAAUGAUUUAGGCCUACUGAAGAAGAAGUACAAACUUUAUUACUUGUUACCAAAUGUUCAACUUUUUGGAUACGCUCUAAAUGGGAACCUCUGGCUGGUGAAGGAGCCUAGUGGUUAGAGUGUUGGGACAGUAACCGGAAGGUUGCUUGUUCGAAUCUCAGAGCUGGCAAGAUGGAAAAAUCUGCCGUUCUGUCCUUGAGCAAGGCAGUUAACCCCAGCAACAUCUGUUCCCCGGGCACCGAUUACUUCAAUUAAGGCAGUUCCCCGCAUCUCUCUGAUUCAGAGGGGUUGGGUGAAACGCAGAAGACAAAUUUCGGUUGAAUGCAUUCAGUUGUGCAACUAACUAGAUAUCCCCUUUCCCUAAUGGGUGGCUUGUGACAGACUGAAAUAGCUGAACUGAGAUAGAUAAGGGAAAUAUCAGUUUUCAUGUUCUCACACAGCUGAUUGUAGUCACUGUCUAUAUUUGACAGUUGAAUGGCAGCGUGCUUUUAGGUGGAUAGUACUUCUGCAUUUAAUUCAAUCCUCAUAAAAUUGGUAUUUGCAUGCAUAUAUAGGAUGAAUAGACAACUCCCUAUCAGAGGAUACAGUAGUACAGUUUUGUUUUACAGUAAGGCAGUUCCUCUUUGUCAACAUCUGUCAGUGAACAGGUGGACAUCAGGUGUCCAUCUUUAAAGAGGGCUGACACCUGCAGCUUUGCCCUUUACCAAUGAAUGCUGUUUACUCUUUCAAAACCUUUUGAACGGUCAAUAUUCUCCUUACAGUUUUGUUUUCACAUGGUAGCCUAGUAACCAUAUUAGUUCUCUGACACCUCUGUAGAGUCUGUGACCUGUGUGUGAACCCUACUGUAGCUCUCCCAUCCCAAAUCAACAGUUAUUCGUCACGUACACAAUUUACAGCAGGUAAGACUGACUGACACAAGUUAGGAGUGAUAGACAAAUGUUUUCUACUGCCUAUUAUCACUCAGACACACACCACUAUUGACAUGAAAACACACAAUAAGAGUUGGAAUGAUAACCUCUGUGUGAAACAGUAAGUUUUUGUUAAUCAAUGGGUUUCAUUGAUUGAGGUUGCGCUAUACAACGUUUCAGUGGUUCUUACAUGUAAUGUCCCUAAGUCCAGUCAAAGUCUCGGUGAUAAUGGUCUGAUAAAGUGUCAAGCUCGGUUUGUAUUCUGGAUGAUAAUUCCUCAUCCUUCUACUCUAUUGUUUUUGAUAGAGGGCCUACCACAGGGUCUACAGCAGUCUACCACAGCAAACCAAACUAAAGACAUACCAUGACCUUCUUCCCCAUCUCCCAUUUAAAUAUACACAUUUUCGCUUAAAUACUUAUUGCCUGAUUUGCAUUUUGUACACGAUCCCAAAGCGGCCAUUCAAUUAGUUGCAUUUAGUAGUUAAAUGCAAAAAGGAUGCAUUUAGCAUGUCCAGGUCCAUGUGGGAUUUUCCCAUGGCUCGUCUUGAACAUGCUGAGGCAGAGAGCGGAUUUGCAUGAAUUGGAGGAGAGUUGAAGCAAGUACUAGAGGCUUCACUGCCAAGUGAAAGUUGUCAAACGGGUACAGUACAAACAGUAACUAUUAAGCAAUUAUCCUGGAAAGGGCACACACUAUACCAGAUUGAUAGUUCAGUCUGCAUUUUCUUUUUAAUAUACAGUAGGUACCAGUAGAUUACAGUAGAUAUUUAACUCACUGCUGUCUAUUGGGCAUGAUUCAUGUUUUUCACUCAUGGAAGAAUUGUCAAUAUUUCACAAAAUAAAAUACAUUUCACAUAGUCAUGUAAAUGUGCAACACCAUCGACCAUCGACCCUCCAUGUGUGUCUGUAUAAUCAGCCCCCACGCAGUCUCAUAUGGAUUUCUUCCAUCCUAUGGUUGGCAACUGUUGUGUAACCUCUUGGCCUCCACUGUGACCCCUGGCUUACUUUUAGACAGAGUUUCCAAUUUGCCCCUUAUCCCUUCCUCUUGACACUAACUCUUGGAGAUCUGAAGACUCUGUACAGGGUCUGGAUAGGUAUAAGCAAUGUAGUGGUGGCGCUUCCACCAUAUUGCUUCCACCUUACAGAUCUGCACACCUUGAAGGGUUAGGGCCAAAGUGAAGUGGUAGGGAGUAAAUUGGGACUGGCUGUGUUUCACACAAUAGAGUGCUGAUUGCAAUAAAACAAAAGUAUCAGGAAAAGAGACAGAUAGAGAUAGACAGUGUCCGUCAGCCAGACCUUUAUCUGUUUGGAAAUUAGCGUCUCUGCGAAAGGGAAUUGACACGGUCAUUUACUGACCCAGAUCCAGCCCAGAGAGGCAUAGCAAGUCAAGUUAAUGUGUCACAGAGGCUAUCUGACGCCAUUGUGAAAUCCUCCAUGCCAGGCGGCCUUGAAGGACCUUAAGGGAGGGUUUUAUGGUGAAAGGGGCUUACCUAAGGGAACGCUGGAGUAUAAGAGGCCUGAUGGCUGAGACGGCGUGGACAUGCUGUUAAAGUACUGAGCCUCCAGACCAUCCGCUCUCAUCUUUACCACGUCAUCCCGACUUCUUCACCUCCUUUUCCACCUCCAGCACCUCCUUUCUACCCCAGCUACUAUUCACCAUGGGAGUCGCUUACAGCAUUGAAGAGUAAGUCACAAUACUUACUAUGGAUACCAAACCUGGACGCUUGAUUUGGAGAAAUAAGGGUUUUGUAGACAAAUCUUGUCCUUUCUUUGCCAGGUUAAAAAUGUAGUUUAACAAGGGCAAUAGGAGGGAUUUUGAUAUUGCAGCUUUUGGGGAUUUUCUUGAUCGUGGGAAUAGCUAGGUCUGUGUCAUCUUCAGCUCCAGCCUCUUCUGCAUGAGGCUUCAGGUCUUGUUAUUGUUCAUGCGGACAAAAUGCAUGUGGGUGGUGAGCCACAAGUAGAGGCUACGUAUGAUCUGAUAGUGGCAUUCCAAUGGGCUGUAAUCAUAUAGUUGGACCCUUAAUUAGCUUUUUUCCUGUAAAAGUUAUUUCUAGGAAGAAGCUAAAAUACUUGUUUUUCCAUGCAGAAAUUGGUUCACUUUAGGCUUGUUUAAAGAUUUCUGGCUUGUGGUUGUUAGAUUAGAUUGUGUUUUAAUCAUAUUGAAGAGGAGUGUGGGGUUUUUUGGUGAAUAUAAUAUCAUUGUAUGUGAUUGCCUCCUCAGGGUUGACCACCUCUACACCAAGGACAACAACAUUAGACACCGCAAAAAUCCCAGCUACCUGGUAGUGGAGAACGACAAGCUAGCUGUGAUUGACAAGUUAUUCCACGACCCUGCUGCCCCUGCCGCCAAAAACUGGGAGGUGAGUUCUGACUCAAGGAUCUAAAGAUGUGGCAUUGCAUUCAACCACCUCUAUCUCUAAUGCAAUGAGAGCAGUUUCUCGUUAUAAAGAAUGGAUUAGACAAAUUAUACACAUAUUAAAUAAUAGAUUUAAGCAAGUUUGAAACUAUUUUUAUUUGACAUUUAUUUAUCCAGGUUAGGUUUGUUGUGAUGAAAUAUCUAUGAACUAUUGUUGCUGCAAGGCACAGAUUUGUUAGCCAUUUUGUUAGCCAUUUUGGUACCAGUCUUCUUCUCCUAACAUUCUACUCCUUGCCACUUCUUCUCAUAUGCUAAACAUGUUUGGCAUAUGGCACGGAGUACAAUGAGUGGAAGGUUAGCAAACACAGACUAGUACCCAGGCUACAGAAUUGUUGGCUCACUGCCAUGAGUAAAACCAUGACCUAUUUUGACAGUUAGCUCAAACCUGGUGAAUACCCCAUAUAUGGGCAUACUUCCCGUAAUUCAGUUCGCUGCAACUGCCAUCCUGCUUUUUCGAGAAAGGAAUCUGGAACACAAAACUAAGGUUUCCACAAGCAGGGCUGCUAUCAGCCAAUGAGAUUUAGGGGUAUGGAAGUUGAAUGAAGUAAGAGAGAGCAUUUGAUGGGUGGAUACAGGUAAUCAGUUCACACUCUUGCCUGUGCCUGUGGUACAUACAGUAUCAUAUACUGAGGCUAUUGUGUUACAUUAUUAGUAUACAUGAGUUGUGUUAGACUAAGAGGAAUAUUAGUAAACAUGAGAUCAAUGCAGGAGAACAUAAAGGUGCUUUACUUUGCAAACAAAUGUAUGGAGCCAUAUGUACAGGUGGGUUGCUAACUAUACUCUGAUUUUUGUAAAUUGUCAUGUUUAGCGUGAGAUAAUGUACUAGUAUGUAUGCUGUUUUUGUUCGUAUUUUUAGAAACACACCUUUAGUAUGACCUAAAUCUGUGAAGAGUAGUUUUAGGGUUGGUCUGCAAAAAUGUUAAUUUCUUGGUGAUAGAAGGGUUGAAGAAAUUAUUGUAUUUAGUCUUUUAUCACCCACCCUCCCUCACUAGUACUGAUUGUGGGUGUAAUUUCAUGUUUUAUGUGUGUUUGUGUUUGAGUCAGUUAAGCACUCAGCCUUAUGUUUUACAAUAUCAGUGUGGUUAAGAAACUCACAGCAGAGAGAAAAAUAGUGUGUUUUAACAGAGAUGUGGUUUCAUGUCCAAAUCAUCCCAAAGUGUCUGAAAUUGAUUGUGUACCUUAAUAAAGUUACUUUAAGAUAAUUUGAACAUGAAAGCGAAAAUGUAUAAUAUCGGGGACAUAACCAGUAUGUCAUUUUGUAAUUUGGGUGAACUUUCCACUUAACAGAGUUUGUGGUUAUUUCCUUGCAGAUCAUCACAGUGAAGGAUUCAGUGAAGCGUCGACGGAGUGUGUGCAGCUCAGUGGAGAGUAACCGCUCUGAGGACGAGGAACCUGAGGACUUCCUUCCUGUUCUCAGAAACCACAGCCAGCUCCUCAACGACCACCACAUCGAGAGUGUGAGUUACUGUUAAACUACACUACAACAAAACACUGUGGCUAAAACAGUCAAUUCUGGCACAUUUACAGAAAUGUUGAUGAAGGUGCUUUGUACCUGUCAAAUAAACCUAAUGAAGUGUAGUACAUGUAAAGUAAAAGUAAAGCAAUCAUCUCACAGCACUAUAUAAGCUACACUGCCAGCUCAUGGGAGGAACUUAGUGCUUUGGUUUGUUUGAUAUGUACAAAGCUAAAUAUGGGACUUUUUUUUUGUUCCGGGCAAUUAAAGUGCACAUACUCAUCUCAGCACUACACAGCUUUGACAUGUGAGUUUAAAUGGGACCUUUCCUCAUCCUCCAUAUCAUCCUCUGUUUCUGAAACCCACAGCUAGCCAAUCACAUGCCAGCAAGGACACAGGGGUAUCCAUGGAAUCUGGUCUACAGCACAGCCAUUCAUGGCACCAGCCUGAAGACUCUGUACAGGCAAAUGGCCCAAAUCGAUAGUCCUGUGCUUCUGGUCAUCAAAGACAUGGAAAAAAAGGUAGACCUCUCAACAACACACUGUUCUACAUGACUGACAUCUAACAUACUAUUACAUCCAUGUACUGCUAUUACAUUGUUAUUACAUCCCAGUAAAAUGCUAAUAGGUUUGUUUUCCUCUCUCUCAGGUGUUUGGUGCCUUCUCCUCCCAUCCCUUCAGAGUGAGUGACUGUUGCUAUGGAACAGGAGAGACUUUUGUCUACAGCUUCGACCCUGAAUUCAAGGUAACACUGCAUACUGUUGUGUGCACGGCUUUGUCCAAAACGGCAUCCUAUUCACUAUAUAGUCCACUUCUACGUUUGACCAGAGCUUACCUUUGUACUAUAGGCAAUAGGGUGUCAUUUCAGAGACAGCCUCUGUCUUUGUAGUUAAUAGGCUGUGAUCCACGUCACAGUAUCAUUUCGCCUGAUGGUUGUGAUGGGUGGCUUUAAUCUGACACCUCUCUCUUCACACAGGCAUACAGGUGGAGUGGUGAGAACUCGUACUUCAUCAGGGGCCAUAUGGACUCUCUACAGAUUGGUGGAGGAGGGUAAGUGUUCAGAAUUUCCUUUAUCAGAAAUACCUAACCCAUUAUCAUCUAAAAGUAAAUCUAGUUAGCUUCCACAAACUCAUUGAUGUCUACAGAUCAGAUAGGCUAAACCACAUCCUUUGGCUCUGGUCUGAUAUAUGUUUCUCUUGUUGACCUCUAGGGGGCGUUUUGGCCUGUGGCUGGAUGCUGAUCUGUACCACGGUGCCAGCUACGCCUGUCACACCUUCAACAACCAGCCCCUGUCCACCCAGCAAGACUUCACAGUGCAGGACCUGGAGGUCUGGACUGUCCAGUGAACAGAGCGAGACACUGAGAGACUCAGAAGCGGAAAAGAGAGAGAGAGAAAAAGCCAGAGCCAUGUCUAUCUAUCUAUGGUUUACAACAUGGCUUUACUUGUGUUCAGUGAGGUUUAGCCUGUGUUCAAGCGGUUAGAGUACAGUAAGCCUAGUACAAUAAGCUUGGUUUAUCCAGUGAUUGUAUAUGAAUGGACAAAGCCAUCAAUCAUGUGACACCAGUCAUUGUAGCCUCCUGUAGCUCAGUUGG
This is a messenger RNA of Coregonus sp. 'balchen', 31476 nucleotides long. Lineage: Eukaryota; Metazoa; Chordata; Actinopteri; Salmoniformes; Salmonidae. The record is from the annotation of a GenBank genome assembly.